Molecule: messenger RNA, 1874 nt
Organism: Electrophorus electricus (electric eel)
Lineage: Eukaryota; Metazoa; Chordata; Actinopteri; Gymnotiformes; Gymnotidae
Gene: atp5f1a
Product: ATP synthase F1 subunit alpha
Biological process (GO): proton transmembrane transport; proton motive force-driven ATP synthesis
Molecular function (GO): ATP binding; proton-transporting ATP synthase activity, rotational mechanism; ADP binding
Source: RefSeq, a predicted model, not a curated record
CCUCCAUUUGCUUCACUCAGCUCCAAGCGCUACAGCCGGUCGGUGGAGGGGUUUAAGUUUAAAAAUCUUCACGUAACAUGCUUUCUGUUCGCAUUGCGGCGGCCGUGGUCCGCACCCUGCCUCGACGGGCCGGUUUUGUUUCCAAGAAUGUAGCUGCUGCUUGCGUUGGGGCAAAGAAUCUUCAUACCGCGACACCAUGGAUGCAGAAAAUAGGCACAGCCGAGGUUUCCAGCAUCCUGGAGCAGAAGAUCCUGGGGGCGGACACCAGUGCAGAUCUUGAGGAGACCGGCCGAGUGCUAUCAAUCGGAGACGGUAUUGCCCGUGUGUAUGGGUUGAGGAAUGUGCAGGCCGAAGAGAUGGUGGAAUUCUCCUCUGGCCUGAAGGGUAUGUCUCUGAACUUGGAGCCUGAUAACGUUGGUGUUGUGGUGUUCGGUAAUGACAAGCUGAUCAAGGAGGGCGACAUUGUGAAGAGAACCGGCGCCAUUGUGGACGUGCCUGUUGGGGAGGAGCUCCUGGGCCGUGUUGUUGACGCUCUGGGAAAUGCCAUUGAUGGCAAGGGUCCUCUGGGCAAUAAGCAGCGUAGGCGCGUUGGACUGAAGGCGCCCGGCAUCAUCCCCCGUAUCUCUGUGCGGGAGCCCAUGCAGACCGGCAUCAAGGCCGUGGACAGCCUGGUGCCCAUCGGGCGUGGCCAGAGAGAGCUGAUCAUCGGGGACAGGCAGACUGGCAAAACUGCCAUUGCCAUCGACACCAUCAUAAACCAGAAGCGGUUCAAUGACGGCACUGACGAGAAAAAGAAGCUGUACUGCAUCUACGUGGCCAUUGGGCAGAAGCGCUCCACAGUGGCCCAGCUGGUCAAGAGGCUCACCAACGCUGAUGCCAUGAAGUACACCAUUGUGGUGUCAGCCACGGCCUCGGACGCUGCCCCUCUGCAGUACCUGGCCCCCUACUCUGGCUGCUCCAUGGGCGAGUACUUCAGGGACAACGGCAAGCACGCCCUCAUCAUCUACGACGAUCUGUCCAAGCAGGCUGUGGCCUACCGGCAGAUGUCCCUGCUGCUGCGCCGCCCCCCUGGCCGUGAGGCCUACCCCGGCGACGUCUUCUACCUGCACUCCCGCCUGCUGGAGAGGGCCGCCAAGAUGAACGACAACUUUGGGGGCGGUUCCCUCACCGCCCUGCCCGUCAUCGAGACCCAGGCCGGUGACGUGUCGGCUUACAUUCCCACCAACGUCAUUUCUAUCACUGAUGGGCAGAUCUUCCUGGAGACGGAGUUGUUCUACAAGGGUAUCCGCCCUGCCAUCAAUGUGGGUCUGUCUGUGUCCCGUGUAGGUUCUGCUGCCCAGACCAGAGCCAUGAAGCAGGUGGCUGGUACAAUGAAGCUGGAGCUGGCCCAGUACCGCGAGGUCGCUGCCUUUGCCCAGUUCGGUUCUGACUUGGACGCCGCCACCCAGCAGCUGCUGAACAGGGGCGUGCGGCUCACUGAGCUCCUGAAACAGGGACAGUAUACUCCCAUGGCCAUUGAGGAGCAGGUCACAGUUAUUUAUGCUGGUGUGAGGGGUCACCUGGAUAAGAUGGAACCCAGCAAGAUCACCAGAUUUGAGAAGGCCUUCCUCCAACACGUCCGCAGCCAGCACCAAGAACUGCUUGCCACUAUUAGGGCUGAUGGAAAGAUCUCCGAGGCAUCGGAUGCCAAGCUGAAGGAAGCUGUGCUCAACUUCUUGUCUAGCUUUGAGUAACGUUUCCCUGUGUUGCUCCUGUCAUGUCUGUUUGCAUAUAGUGCUCCCAGGUUUAAGUUUAUACAAAAGUCAAAAUUCAAGUGGCACUUGAAUCCUCAAUGUACAUAAGUCUCCUAACAGAGAAUAAAGUGUUCUACUCCA